GUUAAUCAUCACUUGCCACUGGCCACAACCUACACAUACAGCUCAAUAAAUACGUUUGUUUUUAUGCACGUAUAUGCCGGUACUCGAUUGCUAUAGACUUGAGCGAAGAUGGCUGAGCCAACGGAUAAUGUUACAAUUCCUGAGUUCAGCACUCUUCUACAAAUGGAUCCGUAUCUGAAGCCGUUUGAAAAGGACUUCAAGAGGAGUUUUCCCUUCCUCAAGCGGCAGAGGAGCGGACAUAAUGGUUUCAGGAGCUGUCACGGCGUCUUCAGGAAGUCUGCUGGCAGACUGCUGCUAAUUGUCAAGAAGUAUGCCCAGUUUCAGAAGUGCUUGUGCCUGUUGGAGGAGGCGGAGAGCGGCUUUGACCAGUUCACACGCAGCUACCAGAGUUUUGGGGUGCAUCGGCAGGCCAACAAUGGGAUGCUCUUUAAAGAGUGGGCCCCCGCCGCUGAGGCCCUCUUCCUAACCGGAGAUUUCAACGGCUGGGACAAUUUCUCUCACCCUUACAAAAAAAAAGAGUUUGGAAAAUGGGAACUCUACAUCCCACCGAAGGAGGACAAGUCACCGGCUGUGGAACAUCUUUCCAAGCUGAAGGUGGUGGUGCACACCAGGUCAGGGGAGCGCUUCUACCGGAUCUCUCCCUGGGCCAAGUACGUGAUGAAGCCGGAAGAUUCCGUCAUCUACGACUGGGUGGUCUGGGACCCCCCCCACCCCUACCUGCACAUCCACCCUCGACCCAAGAAGCCGAGGAGUCUGCGCAUCUACGAGUCGCACGUGGGGAUCGCCUCGCCCGAGGGCAAGAUCGCCUCCUACACCAACUUCACCCGCAACGUGCUGCCCCGCAUCAAAGACCUCGGUUAUAACUGCAUACAGCUGAUGGCCAUCAUGGAGCACGCCUAUUACGCCAGCUUCGGCUAUCAGAUCACCAGCUUCUACGCAGCGUCCAGUCGCUACGGGACCCCUGACGAGCUGAAGCAGCUGAUUGACGUGGCGCACUCCCUGGGCAUCAUCGUACUGCUGGACGUGGUGCACAGCCACGCCUCUAAGAACACGGAGGACGGCCUGAACAAGUUCGACGGCAGCGACUCCUGCUUCUUCCACUCGCUCCCCCGCGGGGAGCACAAGCAGUGGGACAGCAGGCUCUUCAACUACUCCAGCUGGGAGGUGCAGCGGUUCCUGCUCUCGAACCUGCGCUGGUGGAUGGAGGAGUACCGCUUCGACGGCUUCAGGUUUGACGGCGUGACCUCCAUGCUGUAUCACCACCACGGGCUCGGCACGGGCUUUUCAGGAGACUACUCGGAGUACUUCGGUCUGCAGGUAGAUGAGGACUCGCUCGUUUAUCUGAUGGUGGCCAAUCACAUCCUGCACACACUGUAUCCCGACUGCAUCACCAUCGCAGAGGAUGUGUCCGGGAUGCCGGGCCUCUGCCGAGCUGUUACCGAGGGAGGGUGUGGCUUCGACUACCGCCUGGCCAUGGCCAUUCCAGACAAGUGGAUUCAGAUCCUGAAAGAGUACAAGGACGAAGAGUGGAACAUGGGCAACAUCGUCUACACUCUGACCAACCGUCGCUACGGGGAGAACUGCAUCGCCUACGCCGAGAGUCACGACCAGGCCCUGGUCGGGGAUAAGUCCCUGGCGUUCUGGCUGAUGGAUAAGGAGAUGUACACCAACAUGAGCGCCCUCAUCCCCAUGACGCCCGUCAUCGACCGCGGCAUUCAGCUGCACAAGAUGAUCCGCCUCCUCACGAACAGCCUCGGGGGGGAGGGCUACCUGAACUUCAUGGGUAACGAGUUUGGGCACCCAGAGUGGCUGGACUUCCCACGGAAGGGCAAUAACGAGAGCUACCACUACGCCCGGCGACAGUACGACCUCCUGGACACCAACAGCCUGCGAUACAGCCAGCUCUACGCCUUCGACCGAGACAUGCACCGCACCGAGGACAAGUACGGCUGGCUGGCGUCCGGACCGGCAUUCAUCAGUGCCAAGCACGAGGGCGAUAAGGUGAUCGUGUUCGAGAGGGCCAACGUCAUCUUUGUCUUCAACUUCCACCCCACAGAGAGCUACAGCAACUACAGGGUAGCAGUCAGCUCACCUGGGAAAUAUAAGAUCAAGCUGGACUCGGACGAGGGUCAGUACGGAGGUCACGGUAGACUGGACCACAACACAGAGUUCUUCACAGAAGCCGUCCCCUUCAACGGCCGAUCCCACUCCAUGAUGGUGUACCUUCCAUGCAGGACGGCACUUGUCCUGGCCAACGAGGAGAUCGACUACUGCUACUGAAGUCAGCCCUGUGUGUGAAAGUGUGCUCCAGCGCUGAGCAGCCAGUUUAAGUGUCAGCUUCUCGUGUUCUCAUAUCCCCCUGCGCAGUCCGCCUGCAGCCACCGAGCUCUACUGCACACACACACACACACACACCCGACACACACACACACACACCCGACUCACACACACACACGCACGCACUCACACCCGACACACACACACACACACGCACACACCCAACACACACACACGCGCGCACUCACACCCGACACACAAACACACACACACCCGACACGCACACACACACACACACACACGCACGCACUCACACCCGACACACACACACACACACACACGCACGCACGCACUCACACCCGACACACACACACACGCACACACCCAACACACACACACACGCGCGCGCACUCACACCCGACACACACACACACGCACACACACCCGACACGCACGCGCACACACACACGCACACCCGACAUACACCUCAGCCAGGAGAUUUGCUCCUCCAAACAUCAAGCUCUUCUGUAGCAAUUAUCUUUUUCACCCGACACACACACACGCACACCUCAGCCAGGAGAUCGGCUCCUCCAAACACCUGUCUGGAAAUAUUUCUGUCAUGCGACACCCCCCCUCACCCAUACUCUUAAAGCAAUUUCACCUCUGAGAUAUAAAAUAUAUAUAUACACAUAUUCCUCCAACACACCCACCUUCAGAAACCACAUUUUUUUCCCUUCCACAGAUUUUAAUGGAGAGCAUACCGUGAUGCAGUGAUGUCACAUCGUUAUGGUUACAGUAGCUUCGUCAGAACAGUAGGAUCUCUCCCCCGUCACUGUGGGCACAUUGUCCAGCCAGUCUUGAUGUUUAAAAAAACAGAAAACAGUAUUUUCUUCAACGACAAAAAAAAGACUUGAUUUUGAAAGAUAACGCGCAUUUGAUUGGUGUGGCAUUCACUUUAAUUUUUAAAACAUGCACUUUCAAAUAUUUUAUAUUUCUAUUUAUACAUUCAUGUUUGAUGUGGUAACCUAGCAUAGAAAUUGUUUGUCAGAGUAUUUAAUUUUUUUGAAGAAUAGGAUGAUGGAUAUUAUGAGGUGAAGCAUUGCACUAGGAUGUGGAGAGAAGAUUUGGGGAGCGUAGGGAUUUAGGAGUGGGAUCUCUCCUGCGAUAAGAAGCUUAAUGGCGCCGCUAACCUUACAGUGCGUGUCAUUUACUGUAAAGAUUCACAUUUUCAGUUUGGGUGUGUAUAAUUCCAUGGUGAUAAUACUGGGAUUUAAUGUUAUUUAUUCACAAUGAGUAGUAAUAUAUGUUGAUUUGUUUUGACAUUGUAAGUAGGUCCCUGUGUACAAACUGAAAAUGUGUGUAUGUGCUCAGUAAAUUUGUAGUUCCCUGAUUAUUACGAUGUGGCCAACCAGAAGCCAUCAAAGAGUUUAGGGGGCGUAUUCAGGCUCCCUGAGCCUAUGACCUGUCAAUCUGGACAUUCUGCUCUCAGAAGUGGACCAAUCAAAUCUACUAAUGAGGUCAGAAGGCUGACGACAGGGCCCUGAGAGACCAAUCAUCUGUCCAAGGCUGUCAGGUAGCCACCCCCCCAUUGAAACCUUUCUCCCCAUCUUCAUAAAAUCACCAAAGUUAUCCAUUUCAUAUCGCAAAUAUCUCAUCCGUUCAUCACCCCAGAAAAUAAUCAAGUGUAUAAGCAACUGCUUUACUUAUUCAUCUACCAUCAGGCUAGAGGCUGUGAAUCGUACAAACACUGAACAAAACCUAAAUAAAUCCAAUUAUGCUUUUCCUCUAUACAUUUUGAGGAUUUUCUCUGUCAACCACUAAGUUUACCUCUUUUUGUACAUUUCCUGUACUUUUGAGAUGAUUUGCGGCUAGUUCCAGAUUCGUUACAUUUGAAAAGCUCUCUGAGUGUACCACCAUUCAGAAAUGGCAGGAAUGCUGCUGUACAGAUCUUACUUCUGCAGUUUUGGCACGUAAAGAGGAGGCAGGUGAAUCAGGCCGUGGGUCUUCCAGCGCGUGAGAUUGUUCCUCAGUACUGUAAAUGAUUGAGUGAGACUGUGGUAAAACAGGCCUACUGUAGCCUAUACACUGUAUUCAUGUUCUUUUUUUAUGUUCUUUUUUUAAAAUUCUUUCUAUUUUCCCUCCCUGAAAUCGUCACUUGUAGCAAAGGCUGUGUACACAAUUGCAUUCAUUUGAUCCCGAGUGUAAGUUCAGCCCAUCUGAACCGUGAUUGCUGUUGAAAACCAGAAUAAAAAGCCUCUGACUGCUG
Conger conger (European conger) is the source of this 4543-nucleotide messenger RNA. Its product is annotated as 1,4-alpha-glucan-branching enzyme-like. Gene Ontology annotation, cellular component: cytoplasm. Gene Ontology annotation, molecular function: hydrolase activity, hydrolyzing O-glycosyl compounds; cation binding; 1,4-alpha-glucan branching enzyme activity. Bases 109 to 2280 code for a protein of 723 amino acids. The record is from RefSeq and is a predicted model, not a curated record. Gene Ontology annotation, biological process: glycogen biosynthetic process. NCBI's taxonomy places the organism in Eukaryota, Metazoa, Chordata, Actinopteri, Anguilliformes, Congridae. The transcript is spliced from 17 exons.